Messenger RNA from Alligator mississippiensis (American alligator), 1995 nucleotides. It is a transcript of the gene ST7L, whose product is annotated as suppression of tumorigenicity 7 like. Gene Ontology annotation, molecular function: protein binding. The record is from RefSeq and is a predicted model, not a curated record. The transcript is spliced from 15 exons. NCBI's taxonomy places the organism in Eukaryota, Metazoa, Chordata, Crocodylia, Alligatoridae. The coding region runs from base 16 to 1665 and encodes 549 amino acids.
GUUCCCGGCUGGGCCAUGGCGGAGAGCGGCGGUGUCGGCGGCGGGGAGGCGCGGUGUCGGCGGCGGCUGCGGCGGGGGGCGGCGGGGCUGGCGCUGCUGGCCGCCCCCGCGCUGCUCUACGCGCUGCGGGACAGGCUGGCGGCCGUGACUGUGUUCUUAAGCACUUUGACCCCCAAAUUCUACGUUGCACUUACAGUGACUUCAUCUCUUAUAUCCGGACUGAUACUUGGUUUUGAAUGGUGGUACUUCCGGAAGUACGGCACCUCUUUCAUCGAGCAGGUGUCAGUGAGUCAUCUGAGGCCGCUCAUUGGAGGAGUGGAGAACAGUCCUCCCACGCCGAGCUUCCCAGCCAGCAAUGGGGAAAACGAGACAAACAGGCAGAACUUGUCAGAGUGCAAAGUGUGGAGAAACCCCCUCAAUCUUUUCAGAGGAGCAGAAUAUAGCAGGUAUACCUGGGUGACUGGGAAGGAGCCACUGACAUACUAUGACAUGAAUUUGUCUGCUCAGGAUCAUCAGACCUUUUUCACAUGUGAUACAGACUCUCUUCGGCCUUCAGAUACAGUUAUGCAGAAGGCAUGGCGCGAGAGAAACCCUCAGGCCCGGAUCAAAGCAGCACAUCAAGCUUUGGAAUUAAGUAACGACUGUGCCACUGCAUAUGUCCUCCUGGCCGAGGAGGAAGCAACAACCAUUGUGGACGCUGAGAAGUAUUUUAAGCAGGCGCUGAAAGCAGGAGAAAGUGUUUACAGAAAAUCUCAGAACUGCCAUUCCCAAAGCCCCCAGCAUGAAGCACAGCUUAGAAGAGACACUAAUGUUCUGGUGUAUGUGAAAAGGAGACUAGCUAUGUGUGCAAGGAAACUUGGAAGAAUAAGAGAAGCAGCAAAAAUGAUGAGAGAUUUAUUGAAAGAGUUUCCACUUUUCAGUAUGCUGAAUAUCCACGAAAACCUCCUGGAGGCAUUACUGGAAUUACAGGCUUAUGCUGAAGUCCAGGCAGUUUUAGCCAAGUAUGAUGACAUCAGUCUUCCAAAAUCGGCAGCAAUAUGUUACACAGCAGCACUGUUAAAGGCUAGAGCUGUUUCAGAAAGAUUCUCUCCAGAAACAGCCUCCAAGAGAGGUCUCAGUGCAGCAGAAAUUAAUGCUGUGGAGGCGAUUCACAGGGCUGUGGAGUUUAACCCUCAUGUCCCAAAGUACUUACUAGAAAUGAAAAGCCUAAUUCUACCUCCGGAGCACAUUCUGAAACGAGGGGACAGUGAGGCUGUAGCAUAUGCAUUCUUCCAUCUUCAGCACUGGAAGCGGAUAGAAGGGGCCCUUAAUCUGUUGCACUGUACGUGGGAAGGCACAUUCAGAAUGAUCCCGUACCCAUUAGAGAAGGGCCAUCUUUUCUAUCCUUAUCCCACCUGCACAGAGACGGCAGACAGGGAGCUGUUGCCAACGUUUCAUGACGUCUCCGUUUACCCGCAGAAGGAGCUUCCUUUCUUUAUCCACUUCACGGCAGGGCUGUGCUCGUUUUCAGCAAUGCUUGCCCUCCUCAUGCACCAGUUCCCUGAACUCAUGGUCGUGUUUGCUAAAUCUUUCUUCGGGACUCUUCUGUCACCCUUCAGCUUCCUUAGGGAGAAGAUUGAGCGCUUCGUGCCGUCCGGUCUCUGGCACCAGCUGACCCACGUUUGACGGGAACCUGUUCUGCACAGUAAUUAGUCCCGACUGUUCUCAGGAACCUCCGACCCACCUCCCCCAGGGCAGUGGAGUAGUUAGCUGGCAGCCAAGGGAGCGUGGGGAAGAUGAGCUGCAUUAUUUAAACUGUCAUCUUUCACCAGCUUCCACCUUGUUAAUGGUGCUUGAAGUGACUGAAUUCCUCCUCUGGCCGUAGGAUCUGUAGUCAUUUAAGCAAGCUGCGUUUUGUUGAGCAGUGACUCUCUUUGCUCCCUGAACCAGUUAUGCAAGUUGAGGCUACUACUUUCUCUGUAAAACUACAGAACACAAUAAAUCAGGUGGAUGUUU